CUAGGUUUAACCGAUAGAUCAGACCUGAUUAAAGAUUGUUAAAUCUUUCCGGCUCAAACACAUACGUCUAUCAGACAAACAGUGAUCCUCGGGACAUCUUAAGACGAAAGUGAUGGCUGAGUCUCGAAUGACAGAGUCACCGGACCUUAGGAUUGUCCUGUUGGGCAAAACAGGCGUUGGGAAGAGUGCGUCAGGAAACACCAUCCUGGGAAGGAAAGCUUUUCUGUCCAAGCGGAGUUUCGUCUCGGUGACAAAAGAUUGUGCAGAAGAAAUGUGCUUUAUUAAGGGUCGUAAAAUCUCUGUGGUGGACACUGUGGGUAUUUUCAGCACUAACAGCUCUGAUGGUCUGAUUGAGGCAGAGUGCAAGCGGGCCAAGGAAUCUCCUGUCCCCUGUGUUUUCCUUGUGAUAGUUAAAGUGGACAGGUUCACAAAUGAAGAGAAAGAAGCUGUGGAGAGAAUUGAAGACAUAGUUGGUAAAGAUGGAAUGAAAAGAAGCUUUAUCCUUUUGACACAUGGUGACAUGGCAGAUGAGCUGACAGUGGAGAAAAUGAUUCGAGAAGAAGGAGCUGAAGACUUCCGUGAAGCAGUGAUGAAAUUUCAGGGGAGGUGCUAUCUGUUCAACAAUAAGAUUGAGAGUCGUGAUCAGGUUGACAAUCUUCUGACCAAACUAGACGCACUCCAGAAUACUGUUUCCAACAUGAAUUCAGAAAACACCAUGGAGAGCUCAGCUGAGAGAAGAAUUGUGUUGCUGGGCAGAAGUGGAGUUGGGAAGAGUGCAUCGGGAAACACCAUUUUGGGUCUGAGAGGAUCAGAUCAGUUCCGGUCUGACUGUAGCUUUAACUCAGUAACAGAAAACAGCGAGAUCAAAUCGGCAGUAGUGGCAGGAAGGGAAGUCAAGGUGAUAGACACACCUGGCCUCUCCAAGGGGAAACACUCUCCUCAGCAUGUGUUUAAUGAGAUGAUGAAGAGUUGCCUGCUCGCUGAAGAGGGGCUGCAUGCUUUUGUCUUAGUGGUUGAGCUGGGCAGGUUUGAAAAGAAUGAUGAUGAGAUAAUUGACUUACUCAAAAAGGCAUUUGGUAAGGAGGCGUUGAAAUAUGCAGUGGUUCUCUUCACACAUGGUGAUAAACUCAGCAGCCAAAACAUUGAACAAAAUAUACAGGCAAACAAGGAUCUUAAAAAUCUUGUGGAAAUGUGUGGUGGCAGAUACUGUAUCUUCAACAACAAAUCCAGGAACAACGAACGGCAGGUUAGGGAGUUGUUUACGAAGGUAGAUGAGAUGGUACAAGUCAAUGGUGGUACAGCCUAUGUCGGUGAGAUUGUCGGCAUAGCGAGCGCUAUCAUGCGAGAACUAAGAGAGACCGCUAUCAUGCGAGAACUAAGAGAGACCGCUAUCAUGCGAGAACCUAGAGAGACCGCUACAGAUUACAGCGAUAUGCUGAGUACUGCUUGGAGACGCUUAUGCGGUUUGGUGUACUUCAUCUGGGAAGAAAUUUGGGAAUCUUUUACACGUUUUUUGAGAAAUGCCAUCACCCUUGCCUGCACACUUCCCCACAACCCUGCCCACAAUUACAGCAAUCUUUCACAACCAAACUAAUUUACUGGUCAUUUUAAUCUGGAAACAUUUACAGACAAUUGAGAAUAUAUUUUCAAGGUUCCCAUGUUGCUGUAGAUACUUGUUAUUAGUGGAUAGAACAUCCACUAAGGUACUUAUUGAUGAUUAUUAUAAGAAUUGUGCAAAUGUCUCCAGCGUUUUGCUGCAGGACUAGAAUAUCAGGACAGUUGUAAUCGGAGGGAUUAGAUGGGGAGAAGGAUGCAACUGAACAAACUAAUUAAUGUGUAAGGAUGAAUGACAUCACACAUCGCUCAAAUAAUCUGUCUCAGAGAUGUCCUCAUCUAUCUGUUUCUGUAGUGAGACAGCUUGAUGUACCAGGACACCCCCUGGUCAGGACACUAGUCUAUCUCCUGUUUCUGUAGUGAGACAGCUUGAUGUACCAGGACACCCCCUGGUCAGGACACUAGUCUAUCUCCUGUUUCUGUCGUGAUGCAGCUUGAUGUUUUGAACUCCUAUUUUCAUUGAACCUUUAUUUUGACAGGGAGUCAUGCUGAGACCGAGGUCUCUCUUACAGAUGAGCCCUGUAUACACCCCAAUACUCGCAUCAAUACUCGCCUCAAUACUCGCCUCGAAACACGAAAAGCAAAACACAAUCAUAGAAGACAAACACAUGCUUCAGUAAAAAGGUGCUCGAUAUAUUUGAGUUGUAUACGAUCACAAUUGGCCCAGCGUCGUCCGGGUUUGGCCGGGCUAGGCCGUCAUUGUAAAUAAGAAUUUGUUCUUAACUGACUUGCCGAGUUAAAUAAAACAUAUUUUAACUUUUAAGAAUAUUAUGAGAUUUUUUUUGGUUAGUUUCUAA
Salvelinus namaycush (lake trout) is the source of this 2411-nucleotide messenger RNA. RefSeq names its product GTPase IMAP family member 8-like. The transcript is spliced from 3 exons. The coding region runs from base 113 to 1594 and encodes 493 amino acids. The record is from RefSeq and is a predicted model, not a curated record. Lineage: Eukaryota; Metazoa; Chordata; Actinopteri; Salmoniformes; Salmonidae. Gene Ontology annotation, molecular function: GTP binding.